UCGUCCACAUUCAUUCGAUCUAAACACUUAAUAAUUAUAGCUUAGAAAAAUAACCUAUUGCUGAAUUUUUUUAUUUGGCUUCAAUUAUGGGGAAUGAAGAAUACGGCGAAAGAAAAGGAAUUUCAUCGUUUACAAUUUCUCAAAAUGGAAAUGCAAUUUCAAAAAAUAUUGGUAGCAAGAAAAAAAUAUCCAUUGGUAUAUUAACAGUGAUUGCUUUGUCUUUCACAGGAAUUUACGUAUAUAAUUACUUAUAUAUUGAAGAAAAAAUAACCGUUUGCAAUACUAGAUCAUGUGUACAAUCAUCUUUGGUAUUAAUGAAUUGUAUUAAUGAAACCAUUGAUCCCUGUGAAGAUUUUUAUGAGUUUGCAUGUGGUAUGUUUGAAACUAACUACCCGACCUAUCCUAAUACAGAUGAAAAUAGCUGGACAUCAAUAAUAUCAUUAAAAGUAAACUCCAUAGUUAAAAAAUUUCUCAAUCAACCAAAUGAAGAUUAUGAACCAGUAGCAAUUCAUAAGACUAGAAUGUUUUAUGAAACUUGUUUACAACAUAUUGAUCGAGAUUUUACGAAAUAUGAUUUACUGAGGGACGUAUGGAAAAAAAUUAAUCUAGAUAUAAAUUAUCUAAACGAUUCAGUUCCACUUGAUAUCGAAACCGUUUUAGCAAAAAUACAAAAACACUUAAAUAUGAAUAUAUUUUUUGAUCUUGAUGUUGAUGAUGAUCCAAGAAAUUCUUCAUCUUAUUCACUUUUAAUCAUUAGUAAAAAUGAAGAAUCAAUCGACUUCCAUAAAAGAAUGAAUAAAGAAACUAAUAACGUUAUUGAUAAUGAAGAUGCGCAUAUAUUUAGUGAUACUUUCAAGUCACUGGUGGACGAAUUAUUAAAUCGUGAUCAAAAAUAUUCCACAAAGAUUUCUAUUAAAGAUCUUAUAAAUACAACUAAAGAACUAGCUGAUUUUGAGAACGAGUUUAAAAAAAUUAUUGCAAACAUGAAUCUCUCUCCGUAUCAAAUUCCUAAAAUAAUAACACUGGGAGAACUUCAAAAUUUUACGGAUUCAGCUGGAGAAUCACUUAAAUUUAAUUGGACAUUAUAUCUGAGAGAGUUAUUUCAUGACACCGAACCUAAAGUAUAUGAACAGUUGAUGUCAAAAAAUCAUAAUGAUUAUGAAAUUUUAAUAAUGGACGAAAAAUAUUUGGAAACAGUGUUUACGUUAUUAUCUCAAACUCAAACUAUAAUAAUAAAAAUGUCAAUACUAACCUAUGUAAUAGGAAUUUUGGAAAAACGUUUUCCGGAGUAUCCAGAUUCUGAAAGUUGUUUUUCUCUUACUACUGAAUUUUUUGGAAUGGUAACCGGAUAUUCCAUGAUACAUACAUUAGACAACUCUUCUAAAGCAGCAUUAAUCGAAAUGAAUGAUAAUAUACAAUGGGCUAUGCGUAAAAUUAUUAAUGAAGCGAGUUGGUUGGAUGAUGAAUCAAAAAUAGCUACAUUACGAAAAUUAGCCACAACAAAAACUUACUUGGGAUAUCCAGACGACUAUCCUAACAUAUUAAAUAAUUUAUAUCAAAAUUUAAAUAUUACAGAUAAUCAUUUAGAGAACUUGAUAUCGAUUUCCAACUUUAACGCGAAGAACAAGUGGAACAGUCUGGUAAACAAAAGAGAUUGGAAAAACAUAGAGUGGGGUAUGGCUCCGAACGAAGUAAACGCAUACAACGACAAUUCGAUGAACGCUAUUUUCAUACCAGCGGCAUCCUUACAGGCACCGUUUUACUUCAACGGCAUACAAUCACUGAAUUACGGAUCCGUUGGUAGUACGAUAGGGCACGAACUGUCGCAUAGCUACGACGACACUGGUAGGCUGUACAACGAACUCGGCAACGUAGUCCCAUGGUGGACCAACAAGAGCCACGAAGAGUACACGAAAAGAACCCGGUGCCUGGUGGAUCGUUACAACGACGUUAAGAUUGUCAAUAAUCGCAAUAACACCAUUGUAUUUAAUGGUAAUGUAACGUUGGACGAGAACAUAGCCGACAUAACCGGACUGAAAGAAGCAUAUUUUGCUUAUCAGCGUUUUUUAGAUAUUCACGGACAAGAGCCUAGAUUACCGGGUUUGGAACAAUACAAUCAAGAGCAAAUUUUUUUCUUAGGAUAUGCAAAUCAAUACUGUCAUUAUGACAUGGUUGGUUGGCAAGCUGGCCGACAUAGUCCAAAUGAGGUUCGAGUACGAGUAGUCGUAUCACUUUUUCCAGAGUUCGCAAAAGCAUGGUCUUGUCCACUGGGUUCCCCGAUGAACCCAAACAAAGAAAGAUGCCAAAUAUGGUAAUUUGUGCAAGGUUUAUAUUACUUUUCUUUUAAAUUUAUAAAUAUCAACUAUUUAUAAUUAUUAUUAUAUUAUUAUUCUUUAAAGUUAAAUAUAUAUUUGUUAAUUUAUUUUUUUAAUCAAAUAGUUUUUCAACAUUUUGGACAGAAUGCAUCCAUUGUAAAUAUAGUGCAUGAGUUCAUAAAAAAAAAUGUUUCACUCUUUGAUUUGGAUGUAACGUGUUAUUACUUCUUAAUUGUUAUAAC
Molecule: messenger RNA, 2557 nt
Organism: Sipha flava (yellow sugarcane aphid)
Lineage: Eukaryota; Metazoa; Arthropoda; Insecta; Hemiptera; Aphididae
Product: neprilysin-21-like
Exons: 19
Coding region: 87-2315 (742 amino acids)
Biological process (GO): protein processing
Cellular component (GO): plasma membrane
Molecular function (GO): metalloendopeptidase activity
Source: RefSeq, a predicted model, not a curated record